Messenger RNA from Lineus longissimus, 2766 nucleotides. RefSeq lists its product as uncharacterized. The record is from RefSeq and is a predicted model, not a curated record. The coding region runs from base 33 to 2672 and encodes 879 amino acids. The transcript has 4 exons. NCBI's taxonomy places the organism in Eukaryota, Metazoa, Nemertea, Pilidiophora, Heteronemertea, Lineidae.
GACCGGGCUUUAUUCCUUUGGUAUUCUUCGGUAUGGUUCAGCCGACUACCCUAAAGAAAAAGCAUUCCCUGGUGGGGAAAAGUUUGCUGCCGCUGUUCGCACGGUUCAAUGGUAGCCCUGAUGAGCCCAGAGAGUUGGCUAGGAUGGGCAAGGAUCAACCUUUGGAGAAUCUGGAUUCCGAUGGUAUCGCCACAGCCUUCAAGAAACUCACCGGAGAAAACAUCGGAGACGUCCUUGCCGCCCUCGGCAAACAAAGUGGAGCUGGAGUGGCUUUAUUGCACCAUGCAAUUGUGCUAGCGAACGAAAUCGGCCAGCCAGUAGGGCAGCCCCUUAGGGACCCGCCCAUCACUCCACCGGGUGUUUCGGAUGAUGUAAGUGAGCCACCGAGGAAGGUGCAGAGGAUAGCGUGCCAGGCGACCGUAGCUGAUCCAGUGCAGAAGGCAAAGGCGAAGGGUAUGGACAUUUUGGGUUACGAAAUCCAGGAUUGGGAAUUCCAGAUUCCGUUUGAUCCGCAGAGAGCAGUAGCAUCCAAGCAUCUGUCGCCGCUGUGGACAACUCUGGAUGGGCGUGAACCUCGGCUUUCCACCCACCAAUGCCCGGAUUUUGAAAGCGUUAUAAAUGACGGUGUAUGUUUUGAUUUGAACGAGCUGCCACUACGAAACCCUGAUCAUUUUGUAGCAGGUCAAGUUCAUCAAAAUUUAGAUCAAUGGCGGGAAGUCAUUGGCCAUGUUUCUGAUACUUGUCCUGUUUCUAGCCAAGUAUUAUCAUGGCUAACAGACGGUGUUAAUGUGGAUGAUUUUUUCAGGCCAUUUAAGGGCAACUUUAAAGGUGAAUCGUUUGACUCGGAUACCCCGCCUUCUCGAUACUACCCGAAUUCCAACAGUUGUCAGCAGUUUGGGGAGUUUAUAGCCUCGGAGCUUCAGCAGCGUGUUAAAACGGGGGCAAUGGAAUUAGUUGGUCGGGUGGGCGAGUGUCAAUUACCAUCCAUCAUCAUGCCGCUUACUGUCGAGCCUACAAAACCACGGCUUUGCAUAGACAACCGAUACUUAAAUUUAUGGAUUAAGGAUUCUCCGUUUCAAUUGGAAACGCUUAAACAUGUUUAUAGGCUAGUUGAUGAAAAUGCGAGAAUGGUCUCAACGGAUGAGAAAUCCGGGUAUGAUCAUGUUCUCCUGUCCCCUUCCAGUUCAUCUUACUUUGGCGUACAGUUUGGGGGUUGGGUUUUCCGCUGUAGAUCUUUGCCGUUCGGGUGGAAGUCUUCCGCUUAUAUCUAUCAAAUGGUUGGGAUGUUUGCAACAACGUAUUUGCGCACAUUUGGCAUUCGCAAUGCUCAGUAUAUCGAUGAUAGAUUAGCCGUAGAGGCAGUGUUCUCUACUUCUAACGUAAAGCAUCUUCCAAUAGAGGUAAUUGCUUAUGCUUUGUUGCAGCUAUUAACGAGAUUGGGUUACACAUUUGCAAUUCACAAGUGUAAGCUCGACUUUGGGACGUAUCUCAAAUAUUUGGGGUUUAUGGUUGAUUCAGCUAGAUUAGCUUAUAUUCUCCCGGACUAUAAGAAAGUUAGCUUUGGGGCUUUGCGUGAUUAUAUCCUGUCGUGCCAGCAGAUCAAUAUCAAAACGUUGCAAAGAUUUUCAGGCAAAUGUGUGUCAAUGUUGUUGGCAGUUCCAGCAGCUGCUCUCUACACUAGAGAAGUAAAUGCGGCAAUAUCAAUGGGCCUAAAAAAUAGUAGGGAUGUUCAAGUUUCUGGCAAGUUACGCGCUGAAAUAGAACAUUGGAGAUUUUUAGAUUCGUGGGGUGGUUGUUUGAAGUGGCGUCGGGAGUCACAUAAGCAGAUUGUUCUCGCAACAGAUGCAUCGCUUUUCAAAUACGGGGCGGUGGUCACAGAGGGUGAGCAUGCGGGUUUGAGCUUUUCUGAUUUCUGGGACAAGGAUGAUAAGCGGCCAAUAAUUUUAAAAGAAGCUGAUGCUUUGUUAAAAUCGUUGCAAUCCAUGCAGCCUGAUUUGGUUGGCAAAAGAGUGGAUAUCUUGACGGAUAAUAAGCCGCUCAUCUUUGCAUGGAAAAACCAAGGUUCAAAAUCUUCUCCUUUGAAUGAUUUGUUGAAGCUCAUAUUUCAAUUCGUCUUUCAAAAUAGUAUAGAUUUGAGGCUUUUCUAUGUGCCAUCUAAGCUCAACCCUGCAGAUGCUCCAUCUAGAUCACUAAGUUCCGAUGACAUUACGCUCGCAGACGAGGUUUGGACCAUUGUCCAAAAGGCAUUUGGCCCGCACUCUGUUGAUCUCAUGGCGCUGGAUUCCAACGCCAUGUUGGAUAAUAAUCGGUUGUCUCUGCGACAUUUUACUCCUUCACCUUCGCCAUUUUCAUCUGGCAUCAAUGUUUUUGCUCAGAAUGUGGCAAAGGAGGGCAACCCGUACGUUUUUCCACCAGAUAAUCUUGUAUUAUCUCUUUUGUCGUUCUUAGCUCAGCAAACAGUGUCUGCUUUGACUAUGAUUGUUUUGUUAACGCCGGAGGCUUCCAUUGCUUUGCCAAUCCUCCGUGCAUACUCUAUCUCUAAGAUAUGCUUGGGUCAAAAAGGUCAAAAAAGAGUUAUUAAGAUUCCUUCAAAGCUGGGAUAUAAGCUUGAUGGUGAUGGUUUAAAAUACCCUUUAAUUGCCUAUAGGCUUUCUUUUAAAAAGGGUAAUUAAUUUUUCAGAUGGCGAGUCGGCGGCGUCUUUUGUCGGGCAUCGAUUUGCAGGGCAUAAACAAUCGUUUGGAUAUCUUGGAUGAGCGACACUUGAA